AUGGACUACUGCGACUCCGAUCAGUCAAGCAACUCAAGCAUCGCCUGGGAUGCGUCGCCUAAGACAGCGCCUCAGCCGACCAUCCGCCGGUCAUCAAUGACUGAGUCUUUGCCGCCGGAAAUUGUCCUCGCCAUCCUACAAGCCCUCGUCACCCAAGCCGUGGAGAUAGCCGACGAGAUGGCAAUGGUUCUCACGUACUCCGACGCGAGAUACGACUCCAAGCUUGAUAUUCUCAUUCACACCCGCUUCGCCUGGCAGCACGAUUCCACCCAGAUGAGACGCUUCCGCAGCAUUCGCGCGCCCUUGCAGAUCAACCACCAUACUAGACGACUUAUCCACGAGCAUUUUGUCCCCUUUCCCAUGCGAACUGCCAGGCCCCGAUCGAGACACAUGGGCUGGGUCUGUCCAAAGUUAGAUCUCUUUUACCUCAAUACCGACGCCGACGAAGAACAGGGUAAUCUCAAGCGUGCGAUCGAGAGCCCAACGCCACUCGACGCCCAGCUCGUCAAGAGCAUCGAGGUAGUCCACGAUUUUCCGCCCUACUUUUUCGGCGAGGGCUGGGUCCCAGAACUCGAGACAGUUUACGCCCUGCCAAAUCUGCGCGAGAUCAAUCUCAAUAUCGGAUACACCGGUGAUGAGUUCGAGCCAGUACCGGUCCCGAAAGAGCUGCACUCCCAUGCCGACUUGCUUCCAAUUGACGCAGAUCUCUUCCCAGAGCUGGCACUAUACUUCAACGACGACGAACCGAACGAAAAUUACGCAAUAUGGGCGGAGAAAGCUCGUGCAAGGGGCAUCAAAAUCUUUUGCAUCGACCCGCGAUUCUUUUGGUUCUGGAAGACGAUCGAGUUGAUUCAAACUCCUGCCGGCACAAGAAUGAAGUUUGUUCAUCCCGAAUGUCGAUGCUAUAAGGGAUCGCCGUGUGGGUUGGACGACUCGGGUAACUCAAGUUUAUCCUCGGGGUGGUAUGAUUCAUCGUGA
This is a messenger RNA of Colletotrichum chrysophilum, 978 nucleotides long. RefSeq lists its product as uncharacterized. Bases 1 to 978 code for a protein of 325 amino acids. The transcript has a single exon. NCBI's taxonomy places the organism in Eukaryota, Fungi, Ascomycota, Sordariomycetes, Glomerellales, Glomerellaceae. The record is from RefSeq and is a predicted model, not a curated record.